CAGUUUCAAAAUGGCGCCACGACUGAAAUUUCUACCCGAUGCGCUUUCAAGAACUUUGCUUGAAUUUCAACAAGAAGGCAUACUUUUUGGAAUAUCUAAGAACGGCAGGUAAUAGAGUAGAUUUUAAUCUUUGUUUCCGUAGCAUUCGAUCGCUGCUAGGCUUUGUAGAUUUUGCAAAAUCGUGCUGUAAAGUUGAGAAAAUUUUGUGGGAAUUUGCGCGUUUGUUUACAUCUUUUACAUUUGUGUUUUUUAAGUGUUUUUUUAGCGAUCGCUUAUUGCCACACAAUGCAUGUCAUUUAACUGCUCCUUAUGUGUGUGAUCACAACGAUUUUAAUAAUCGUUCUUCUAAAUUAGUGUUAUUUUAUACAAUUCUUUUUCAUGUGCUGCUUGUCCCAUUUAAAACCACGUGGCUACAUCCAUGUUUGACAGAUGCUUGAUCGGUGAUGAGGUAAGCGUGGGAACCGUUUGUUUUGAAGUUUGACGACAUAUGCUAGAUAAAUGCUUUGAUUAAAACCAUAUUUCAACCAUGUUGAUAUAUCUGACUAAAUCAAGUUUCACAAUCCAUACAAAUCAGGUUAGGGACCGGUCAUUAUUUAUGGUGGGGGGUGGCACCGAAGAGAAAUGUUUUUCGUGGCAAAAAUUUUGCUGACCCAACCAAUAAAAAGUAAAAUAUUUGGUUACCCAACCUCAAAUAUCAAUUAAAAAAGAAAUACCCACCCCUGGUCAAAAACAUUACAAAAAGAUACCAUUCAGUUGUCUUACCAUGCACUUCUGUGACAUGAGUUUGAUAACGGAUUGUGAAAUUUUCUCCAGUCUAAGGUUCCAUGUUGUCUGCACAUGUACUUUCUUUGGAGACACCAUUUGUCUCCCAACAAAUCGGAAAAUGAUCAAGAUAUAUAUAGUGACUCUGAUUGAUUCACAUAUUGUAUUGACAUAUGACUGUUGACAUUGCUUUUUAGUCUCCAAUAUUUCAGUGAGUCAUGCUUGGAAAUAACAAUAAUUUUUUAUUACCCAACCCUUGAGUUGUUUUGUUUUUCAUUUACCCAACCAUUCACUUACUCAAAAUUUAGUUUACCCAACCAUUUUCUCUUCGGUGCCACCCCCCACCAUAAAUAAUGACUGGUCCCUUAAUUAUCACACUACUUUUAGAUGGGUCUCGGGAAGACAUUGCAGGCUUUAUCCAUUGCAUAUUAUUACAAGAUUGAAUGGCCUCUCCUCAUUGUGUGCCCGUCUUCGAUGCGCUUUCCCUGGAUUGAGGAGAUUGAGAAAUGGCUGCCGGACAUUCAACCUCAUGAACUUAAUCUUGUUCAGUCUGGCAUUGAUGCCAGGUAGCUUGUCUUUGUAAAUGUUAUAUAACUAACUAGCUUUGUUUAGACUAGAUAGUCCUAUCAUUGUUGAAGUGUUCACUAGUACUAGAGCUUCAGUAAGGAUCAUCUUGUAUUGAUCCAGUGUUACUACAGGAGGAAACCUAAACUACACUAACUUUAUUUAUACUGGAUAGCUGUAUCAGUUCUAAACUGUUCUUCCUAGAGAUCCAGUAAGGAUCAUCUCUUAUUGAUCCUGUGUUACUACAGGAGGAAACCUAAACUAAACUAACUUUAUUUAUACUGGAUAGCUCUAUCAGUUCUAUACUGUUCUUCCUAGAGAUCCAGUAAGGAUCAUCUCUUAUUGAUCCCGUGUUACUACAGGAGGAAACAUAAACUAAACUAACUUUACUUAUACUGGGUUGCUCUAUCAGUUCUAAACUGUUCUCCCUAGAGGUCCAGUAAGGAUCAUCUCUUAUUGAUCCAGUGUUACUACAGGAGGAAACAUAAACUAAACUAACUUUAUUUAUACUUGAUAGCUCUAUCAGUUCUAAACUGUUCUUCCUAGAGAUCCAGUAAGGAUCAUCCCUUAUUGAUCCAGUGUUACUACAGGAGGAAACCUAAACUAAACUAACUUUAUUUAUACUUGAUAGCUCUAUCUGUUUUAAACUGUUCUUCCUAGAGAUCCAGUAAGGAUCAUCUCUUAUUGAUCCAGUGUUACUACAGGAGGAAACCUAAACUAAACUAACUUACUGAAUAGCUCUCUUAGUUCUAAACUAAAAUUCAUAAUCAAUUAAUAAUAAUUAAUUACAGCAAUAUAAAGACGAGCAAAAUCUCAAUUGUUGGUUAUGGUUUGCUCAGUCAUUCAGGAUCUCGUUUGCUAAUCAACUGUUUGAAGGAAAUGAGAUUUGGAGUCGUUAUUGUUGAUGAGUCUCAUUACAUGAAGAAUAGGAAGGCUGCACGAACAAAGGCUCUUAUCUCGGUCAUUAAGCAAGCCAAACGAGCUGUUCUCCUGACUGGUACGCCCGCUCUUGCCCGACCAGAAGAGGUACAAAUACAGUCCUUUGAAGGGAAUUAUGAGACUCUGUCAGAAUAUUGACAAAAAAGACACAGCAAUUCUUUAGGUGGACUUAACUGAGCACUGUCAUGCCAUAAAUGAUAGUGAAGUGGCAGUGAUCAAGAUGAGAAAAUAAUAUUCUUCAUUUGCAGCAGGGCUUCAAAUUUGAAUUUUUCAGCAGUAUCCAAUGGGAUAGUAGCAACUUAAGAUCUAGUAUCCACCCAGAAAAUCUAGUAUCCCACAUUUGCAAAAUAUCUUUUCAUUCACAAAACGUCUUUCUUCAACUUGUUCAUCAGUUAGUAUUUGCUGUGUCCCAGUAGAUUUUUUUGUUCGCUCAGUUCGUAUAUUGUAUCUUAACAUUUUGCCAACAUAUUUUGAAUAUGAGUGCGUGAAGACGAGCUAUUUCAAUUGACAGCGUGGCAUGAAACGUUUGCGUUAAUAUGGUAAUUAACUUCUCAGCGAAAUAUCAGUGGACAGAUUUUUUUCAGUAUCCGUCAGGAUACUGAACUUGUGAUUUCCAGUAUUCAAAUUUAAAAUCUGGUAUCGCUGGGAUAUUGGGAUACCGCAAAUUUGAAGCCCUGCAAUUGCAGGGUGCGAUAUUUCAAGAUUUUCAGCCGUACCUUGCUGGUACACGAAUGGUUGUUGCCACUUACUUGCGCUGGUACAAACUCAGUACUCGAUGUGUACUUAGUCAUUAGAAUAAGGUUAUAAAGUACAGGUUUCUGAAACGUAUGUUCAGACUACGAGGUAGAAAAAGAAGCUCAAUUGCAUAUACAAACAAUCGACUCCAACGUUUCUUAGUGCCAUCAGUGCAAUCAUGUUUCAUGCCAAGACAUCUCAGACACAUGAUAUACCACCUAAAUUACGGUACUGAAUACCUUGGACUUGGUAAGGUCAUGUGCUACCAGCAAAAUGCAAGUACGCAGAUAGCCAGAGUUUCGCGUACCUAUGUGGUACGUGGCUGAAAACAAAGAAGUACCAGACCGUAAUAUUGGCACUUAUUAAAACAAACCAAUAGUGCAACAAACUUGGUAAAUGCAUGACUUUUGAAACACAGUUAGAUGCUUUUGUCGUAAUUUCAGGUGCUCAAAAUGUGUGAUAUAACUUCUCAUUUUCAUUUAACCUGUGGCAGCACUCUCCCCUUGACGAGUAAGAUGAAAACGUAAGGUAGAUUAGGGCACAUUGCCAUUUAAAGGGUUAACAGGAUGCAUAGGCAGAAAGUCUGAUCAACCCACUGAGUGCCAGCUCUAUUCCCUUGACGAGUAAAAUCGUCGGGCAUUAGACAGAGUAAACUGAGUAAAGUAAUGUUAAUGAGAAAUUAAACACAGCCAACAAGACAAGGUUCAGAUUUUCGUUUUUUUACUCACAAAGUUAAAUGAUUUGAGAAAUUAUUGUCAUGCCAAUCUCCUCGUAUGCAGUACUAUAUAUGACGUAUUUUCUUUUCAGCUAUAUGUCCAAGUUGAUGUGCUUAAACCCAACUUGCUGGGAUCGUUCAAUAGAUUUGCGAAUCGGUAUUGCGAUGCUCACACCGAGCAUGUUUGUGGCGGGAAAAUACGAAAUUGGAACACUCAGUAAGUUACCUUAGUAGUUUGAGAUAUCAUUGUGGAUCAUUCAAUGUAUGGUAUUCAGGCCCCGAAUUUUCCUGAAAUCAGUCGACGGCAAUGACGUUAAAAAUUGCCGUAGAACGUAACAGCUGUCUACGGCAAUUUUGGCAGUUUCCACGGCAUUUUUCAAAUUACUGUAAUAAAACUUUAAUUUUAUUGUUACUUUGGAUUUUGGACAAGCUAGAAACAUGUCUACGUAUUUCUUUAGUGUUUUUUUUUUCGAAGAAAACUGAGACUAAUAGUGAUUAACGCAUGAUUUGAUCAACAUCUGAAUAGUAUAAAAAUUGCACUAUACGGCAAAAAAUUGCCGUCGUUGCCGCAAUGAUCCACGGCAUUUUGUUCUCUCUGUACGGCAAUUGCUGCGAUAAAAUUCGAGCCCUGAUGGUAUUACACUAGUUUGAGAUAUCAUUGUGGAUCAUUCAAUGUAUGUAUGGUAUUAUAUUUUUUCACCACAGAGGUGCUUCAAAUCUAGAGGAACUCCAUAAUGUUUUGAAAACCAACGUUAUGAUCCGAAGACUAAAACGACAUGUAAGUUGAAAUGUCCAGGGUAUAUCUAUAAACACAUGUACACCAGAUUAAUUUAGAAUCUUGCACGAUUAACCCUUUAAGUAGCAAUGCACCCUACUUCAGUAUUUUACUCUGUCUAAUGCCAGGAGAGUACUGCUACUUAAUGGGUUAAUAUUUCUACCCAUCACUUUACAGGACUCAAAAUAAUGGCCGGUCAACGAGCCUGAGGGGCCGAGACAGGUUGCAUGGGACAAUUUUAGGCAAAAGUUGUGUAGUGUAAAUUGGCGUUAAUGAAGUGCAAACACAAUUUUAGGUACUAACCCAGCUUCCUGCUAAACGUCGCCAGAGGAUAACUUUUGAUUUAGCUGAAUCAGAAGCGAAAAAGGUAGACAAGUAACUACAAAUUUGUUAGUUUUGUCGCUAGUGACACCGUGAUUAGGGCAUGUGUCUUUGAAGUGUUUGACCUCUGUGACAAGAAUUUGAUUCCUGUAAUAUGCAGUUGUGAGAAGAGUGCUUCCAGUUUGACUCUACCAAACACUACAGGUUUUCUUCAGGUACUGCCGUUUCUUCCUGUAGUAACACUGAAUCAAUAAGAGAUAAUCCUUACUGGAACUCUAGGAAGAACAGUUUAGAACUGAUAGAGCUAUCCAGUAUAAAUAAAGUUAGUUUAGUUUAGGUUUCCUCCUGUAGUAACACUGGAUCAAUAAGAGAUGAUCCUUACUGGAACUCUAGGAAGAACAGUUUAGAACUGAUAAAGCUAUCCACUAUAAAUAAAGUUAGUUUAGUUUAGGUUUCCACCUGUAGUAACACUGGAUCAAUAAGAGAUGAUCCUUACUGGACCUCUAGGAAGAACAGUUUAGAACUGAUAGAGCUAUCCAGUAUAAAUAAAGUUAGUUUAGUUUAGGUUUCCUCCUGUAGUAACACUGGACCAUUAAUAAGAGAAUAGAGAUGGCCGUUACUAACCUUUUAGGGAGAAUAGUUUACAGCUGAUUGAGCUAUCCAGUAUAAAUAAAGUUAGUUUAGUUUAGGUUUCCACCUGUAGUAACACUGGAUCAAUAAAAGAUGAUCCUUACUGGACCUCUAGGAAGAACAGUUUAGAACUGAUAUAGAGCUAUCCAGUAUAAAUAAAGUUAGUUUAGUUUAGGUUUCCUCCUGUAGUAACACUGGAUCAAUAAGAGAUGAUCCUUACUGGACCUCUAGGAAGAACAGUUUAGAACUGAUAGAGCUAUCCAGUAUAAAUAAAGUUAGUUUAGUUUAGGUUUCCUCCUGUAGUAACACUGGAUCAAUAAAAGAUGAUCCUUACUGGACCUCUAGGAAGAACAGUUUAGAACUGAUAUAGAGCUAUCCAGUAUAAAUAAAGUUAGUUUAGUUUAGGUUUCCUCCUGUAGUAACACUGGAUCAAUAAAAGAUGCUCCUUACUGGACCUCUAGGAAGAACAGUUUAGAACUGAUAGAGCUAUCCAGUAUAAAUAAAGUUAGUUUAGUUUAGGUUUCCUCCUGUAGUAACACUGGACCAUUAAUAAGAGAAUAGAGAUGGCCGUUACUGACCUUUUAGGGAGAAUAGUUUACAGCUGAUUGAGCUAUCCAGUAUAAAUAAAGUUAGUUUAGUUUAGGUUUCCACCUGUAGUAACACUGGAUCAAUAAAAGAUGAUCCUUACUGGACCUCUAGGAAGAACAGUUUAGAACUGAUAUAGAGCUAUCCAGUAUAAAUAAAGUUAGUUUAGUUUAGGUUUCCUCCUGUAGUAACACUGGAUCAAUAAAAGAUGAUCCUUACUGGACCUCUAGGAAGAACAGUUUAGAACUGAUAUAGAGCUAUCCAGUAUAAAUAAAGUUAGUUUAGUUUAGGUUUCCUCCUGUAGUAACACUGGAUCAAUAAAAGAUGAUCCUUACUGGACCUCUAGGAAGAACAGUUUAGAACUGAUAGAGCUAUCCAGUAUAAAUAAAGUUAGUUUAGUUUAGGUUUCCUCCUGUAGUAACACUGGACCAUUAAUAAGAGAAUAGAGAUGGCCGUUACUGACCUUUUAGGGAGAAUAGUUUACAGCUGAUUGAGCUAUCCAGUAUAAAUUAAAUUUGGUUAAGAUAGUAAACCUACAUACUGUUCUACUUAAAGCAAUUGGGCGAGGUCAUCGAAGAAUUCAGAAGUGCAUGCAAGCAAGUUAAAGGCUCCAGCUCGUCUCAAAGCCAGCCCGCAAUGGACACGAAUCCAUUGUUUGAGAUGAAGCGAUUGGCAACUGUUCUCUACAAACAAACUGGACUGUCCAAGGUAUGGAAACAAUCUUGA
Paramuricea clavata is the source of this 6752-nucleotide messenger RNA. The record is from the annotation of a GenBank genome assembly. Lineage: Eukaryota; Metazoa; Cnidaria; Anthozoa; Malacalcyonacea; Plexauridae.